AUCAAGAAUCACAGGAACCCUCAAAAUCCCCAAAUCAUAAACCCUACAAAACCCUCUACUCCCAAUUCCACAUUGCACAAAUAUGGCAAAUAAAACCAUGGAAGUUGUGAAAGGCCUAGACGUGCAGAGGUACAUGGGUCGCUGGUAUGAAAUUGCUUCAUUCCCAUCAAGGUUUCAGCCCAAGAAUGGAGAAAACACAAGGGCAACCUACACUCUCAAAGAAGAUGGCACUGUCGAUGUGCUCAAUGAGACCUGGACUAAUGGGUCUAGAGGCUUCAUACAAGGCACUGCUUACAAAGCUGACCCUUCAAGUGAUGAGGCAAAGCUCAAAGUCAGAUUCUAUGUCCCUCCAUUUCUGCCCAUCAUCCCUAUCACUGGGGACUACUGGGUUUUGUAUAUUGAUGAUGAUUAUCAGUAUGCUCUCGUUGGCCAACCUAGCAGAAACUAUCUUUGGAUAUUGAGCAGGAAGCCUCAUCUGGAUGAGGAGAUUUACAACCAGCUAGUACAGAAGGCUAAGGAUGAGGAGUAUGAUGUGAGCAAGCUCCAAAAGACACCACAGAGUGAGAGUCCACCAGAAGAUGCACCUGUUGACACCAAGGGUAUCUGGUGGAUCAAGUCCCUGUUGGGAAAGUAGAGAGUUUCUGAUAUAGGAUUAGCAUAUUGGGGAUUUGAGUAUAUGUACUUUGGUAUGAAUCAAUAAUCGGAUCCCCUUUUGCAAUAUUUAGGCCAGGAGUAUCAUUUGGUUUGUUAAUUUAUGUUUUUUAGUGUGUUCUGCGGAACAAAUAGCUUAGAAAUUUCUAUUUGGAAUAGUUCUAUGUAAUUUGUGUCUGUGGAGUUUGUGUUUGUUCUUAUGUCGAUGCUAUAUCUAGUUGUUUUCUAUCUCCUCUGUUAAUAGAAUGAACUCUUUGUUGUUGAAAGCAGAAUGAUACUCAAAUUGUAUUACUUGUUAGUUCUGAAGUUACAGAUACUGAUUGAGACUCUUUG
Molecule: messenger RNA, 984 nt
Organism: Fragaria vesca subsp. vesca
Lineage: Eukaryota; Viridiplantae; Streptophyta; Magnoliopsida; Rosales; Rosaceae
Product: outer membrane lipoprotein blc-like
Exons: 2
Coding region: 83-634 (183 amino acids)
Source: RefSeq, a predicted model, not a curated record